AGACUCACUCCCAGUCACUCCGAGAAUCCCAAGAACCAUCUUCCCCGUCAAGGCCACUGGUCACUGCUUCGCUCGCGUCUCCCUUCACGAUAUAACUCGAGUGGCUUGCUCCGCGCUUCGUUCCUGGGUGUGUUCAAAACCGGCCCCAUUCGGAAUUGAACUCAACUACGGCUUCGUCGCGCCAGCAGAAAGCUUCCUCUCCAACGACAGUCAGGACGAUAGAUACAUCACAUCACCACUACUUGCACUCACCUGAGUACACUACCUUACACUACAUCCAUCACUUAUUCACGCUACCGGCGACACACGAAGCCCAUUACCUCAGCCGUUCCGCUGCAGAAAACACCACAGACCAUCUCCGGCCCCGGCUCUCAUCUCCCCGACUUACCUCUCCUCUUUCAGUCCCAACCCAUUUACCGUUCAACAUCCACCAACCAACCAUCCAUCCAUCCUCUCAACCCCACAUAUUCGCUUUCGGUCUCCUCGACUUGCUUGUCGAGACUUCCAACGACACACCAAAGGAUCGUUGUCUACGGUACCUUUAGCGGACCGCGCCGCUCUUGAAGUGAAGAAGAGCCACAUCUUGCUGACAUCUCGUCACUGGUACUCAACCGAUUCGUCAGAUUGCCGCCUCCUUCCCCUGUUCAUCGCUCUCAUCGGAUUCCUGUAGCAAGGGGGUUUGAGGUCUAGGUGUCCCCCAAAUCGUGAGGGUUCUCUCAUCUGGCAGCCCAAAGGGACUUCGCUCGCCUGUCUGGGGUCCAGCCUGCCCACUCUUCAUCGGACGCGAGGUUGGGGAAGUUACGGCAGCAGUUGUCCCUUUGCGCCAAUCUAGGAUAAGAGCCCAGGUCUGAGAAGCAAUAGCUAAAGGGCUGCUUAUUCUGCCUGCUGCAAGAUGCCGCGCCUAGGGUACAAAAAGUCUCGCGGUGGCUGUGCAAGGUGUAAACAGCGUCGCGUAAAAUGCGAUGAGAACAAGCCGUGUGGCGCCUGUAUCAGGCACAACACCCAGUGCAGUCUUCUUGAGGGCUCAGUGGACGGAGGCUCCGGUGACAACAUGAGCUGGGAGCCGACAUCGAAUUCUAACGCAGCGGGACUUUCAAGAGUGCCGAGUUUCCAGCGAAGGAGCUCAUCGCGAAAGGGAUCCAGCGGCAGCCGCAAGACGCAAACGCCCUCAAUCAGUCCGAUAGACCACUCAUUAACGCCGCCUAGUCUGCUCGAGGCCACCCUCAACCUACCAGCAGACUUCGUCAGCGACCGGGGCUCAUCCAUCGGAAAUAGGAGGUCGUCUAUCGCCGCCUCGAGCCCUGACCCCUUUCCAUACUUUGUCAAGUUCUCAACCGAGCCCGUGGAACCGGUUCAUUUGAGCAAGUGGAUCACAGAUCUCGAGCUGAUGCACCACUACUCCACGGCCACUAGUCUCACGAUGCCCAGGUCAUCAGACGUGAGCAGCAUCUGGCAGUUCGAGGUACCAAAGCUUGGUCUGACGUACAUGUUCCUGAUGCACGAGAUCCUCGCCAUUGGUGCUUUACAUCUGGGGUAUCUGCACCCGGAGCAGCGCGAGUCUUAUGCCUUGCAUGCCUCACAACAUCAAAGCGAUGCGAUAGCGGGCAUGAGAGAGUCACUCAUGAACAUCACGACAGAAAACUGCCACGCUCUGUUCGCGGCGUCAUCAUUACUGCUGCUCAACGCAUACUCCACUUUCCCGUAUCAAAGGGGAGCGCCCCAUUCACAAGAGGCACCAACAGUCGACGACGUCCUCGACGUGUUCUUACUCGUGAGAGGAAUGAGUCACAUCCUAUCAUCAUUCCAACCCUCUAUCCAGACUGGGCCAUUCAGGAACUUCUUUACAGAGGUGGUCACUCCCGCGUCUACACCGUUGCUGGAGGCGGUCACACAGCACCUCGAGAACCUUCAAGUAAGCUUAAAGACAUCCAGCGCCGACGAACCGACCAAAGCCAUCGUCAGCAAAGAGAUUGACGUGUUUCUCGGGUGGAUCAUGCACGCCGUCGAGACAACGGCUUUUCCAGAGCUGCGGGUGGCCUUGACAUGGCCCAUUAACCUCACGGAGGAGUAUCUGCAGCUGCUUCGAAACCGCGACCCUGCGGCUCUGACUCUACUGGCUUACUACUCAGUCGUCGUUCGCUCAACGGAAGCUACCACGUGGUUCAUGCAGGGAUGGGGCAUCAACUCGGCGCGGGCGAUAGUAUCAGACUUGGAUCCAGAGUGGAAGGAGUUGGUCAAAUGGCCUUUGGCAUUCAUAAGCGAUAGGAGUAUACAGCUUUAG
Molecule: messenger RNA, 2281 nt
Organism: Colletotrichum scovillei
Lineage: Eukaryota; Fungi; Ascomycota; Sordariomycetes; Glomerellales; Glomerellaceae
Exons: 2
Coding region: 893-2281 (462 amino acids)
Biological process (GO): regulation of transcription by RNA polymerase II
Molecular function (GO): zinc ion binding; DNA-binding transcription activator activity, RNA polymerase II-specific
Source: RefSeq, a predicted model, not a curated record